Notolabrus celidotus (New Zealand spotty) is the source of this 7177-nucleotide messenger RNA. It is a transcript of the gene cltcl1, whose product is annotated as clathrin, heavy chain-like 1. Gene Ontology annotation, biological process: intracellular protein transport; receptor-mediated endocytosis. Lineage: Eukaryota; Metazoa; Chordata; Actinopteri; Labriformes; Labridae. The coding region runs from base 443 to 5548 and encodes 1701 amino acids. Gene Ontology annotation, molecular function: clathrin light chain binding; structural molecule activity. Gene Ontology annotation, cellular component: extracellular exosome; clathrin complex; clathrin coat of trans-Golgi network vesicle. The record is from RefSeq and is a predicted model, not a curated record. The transcript has 32 exons.
AAGGGGUUGUGGCGGAGGGGUACGAACCGCACAUCCAAGGCAGCUCUGAGGAAAACAGAAAAAUCCUCAAAUCGAGAAACGUUUGCGUAGUCAUCACUUACUGUAUAUCAGUGCGGUACUGAGGGACAGCCCAGUAUCCUUGCACGGAGCGAGAAGGGGCUGUUUCCUCACAGGACUCAGUAGUAGUUGAAGUGGACUAGUUUUCUCGGCGGAGGUGCGGAGUUUUUGAUUCAGGACUGGCGUAGAGGGGCUACUGAAUGGGAGCAGUCACUGGAUUCGUGUGAUACCAACGCAAGCCACCCAGAUUACCUUCUACUGCCCAUCCUAUUUGACUUUUGGGGACGUUUAGGGCACAAACAGAGCAAGACCACCUCUUUUCCUCCUGCUGUCCCCUUCCCCUCUCCUUCCUCGCGGAUUCUUCAGAGAGAGAAAUCCUGCAGAAAUGGCUCAGAUACUGCCGAUACGAUUUCAGGAACAUCUGCAGUUGCAGAACAUGGGAGUGAACCCGGCUAACAUCGGGUUCAGCUAUCUCACCAUGGAGUCCGACAAGUUCAUCUGCAUCAGAGAGAAGGUGGGAGAGCAGAACCAGGUGGUGAUCGUGGACAUGUCCGACCCCACCAACCCGAUCAGGAGGCCGAUCUCAGCCGACAGCGCCAUCAUGAACCCCGCCAGUAAAGUCAUAGCCCUGAAAGACGCCGCAAAGACGCUGCAGAUCUUCAACAUUGAGAUGAAGAGCAAGAUGAAGGCUCACACGAUGACAGAGGAGGUCAUGUUCUGGAAGUGGAUAUCGGUAAACACUGUUGCCUUGGUGACAGACACGGCCGUCUUUCACUGGAGCAUGGAGGGGGACUCCCAACCAACCAAAGUAUUCGAUCGGCACGCCAGUCUGGCCGGAUGUCAGAUCAUCAACUACAGAACUGACGAACAACAGAAGUGGCUGCUGCUGAUUGGGAUUUCUGCACAGCAAAACCGUGUGGUCGGGGCGAUGCAGCUGUACUCUGUUGACAGGAAAGUGUCCCAGCCCAUCGAGGGUCACGCUGCCGCCUUUGGGGAGUUCAAAGUGGAGGGAAAUGCCAAACCGUCUACUCUCUUCUGCUUUGCUGUGCGCUCACAGGCGGGGGGAAAGUUGCACAUCAUUGAAGUUGGCCAGCCAGCUUCAGGAAACCAGCCGUUUGCAAAGAAAGCAGUGGAUGUGUUCUUCCCUCCUGAGGCGCAGACAGACUUUCCUGUUGCUAUGCAGAUCGGUAACAAGCACGGCGUCAUAUAUCUGAUCACAAAGUACGGUUACAUUCACCUGUACGACCUGGAGUCUGGAGUGUGCAUCUACAUGAACCGAAUCAGUGCUGAGACCAUCUUUGUGACAGCUCCUCAUGAGGCCACUUCGGGAAUUAUUGGGGUAAACAAGAAGGGGCAGGUGUUGUCAGUGUGUGUUGAAGAGGAAAACAUUGUCAACUACGCCACCAACGUCCUGCAGAACCCUGAUCUAGCCUUGAGGAUGGCUGUGAGGUCAAACCUGGCGGGGGCUGAGGAGAUUUUUGCCAGAAAGUUCAACACACUGUUUUCCCAGGGAAGUUACUCAGAGUCUGCAAAAGUUGCUGCAUCAGCCCCAAAGGGUAUCCUGCGGACAGCAGAGACCAUCCGGAAGUUUCAGAGUGUCCCUGCUCAACCAGGCCAGGCCUCUCCUCUGUUGCAGUACUUUGGUAUCCUACUUGACCAGGGCCAGCUCAACAAGUUUGAGUCUCUGGAGCUGUGCAGGCCGGUCCUACAGCAGGGCCGAAAGCAGCUGCUGGAGAAAUGGCUGAAGGAGGACAAGCUGGAGUGCUCAGAAGAGCUGGGAGACCUGGUGAAGUCUACUGACCCGACCCUCGCUCUUAGCGUGUACCUCAGAGCUAACGUCCCCAACAAAGUCAUCCAGUGCUUUGCUGAGACCGGACAGUUUCAGAAGAUCGUGCUGUAUGCUAAAAAGGUGGGAUACACCCCAGACUGGGUGUUUUUGCUGAGAAAUGUAAUGCGGGUCAAUCCAGACCAGGGACUCCAGUUUGCCCAGAUGCUGGUACAGGACGAGGAGCCGCUGGCCAACAUCAACCAGAUUGUAGAUGUCUUCAUGGAGGGCAGCCUGAUCCAGCAGUGCACAUCCUUCCUGUUGGACGCUUUAAAGAACAACCGUCCGGCUGAAGGGCACCUACAGACACGCCUGCUGGAGAUGAAUCUCAUUCACGCCCCUCAGGUAGCAGAUGCCAUCCUGGGGAACCAGAUGUUCACGCACUAUGAUCGUCCCCACGUUGCUCAGCUGUGCGAGAAAGCGGGGCUGCUGCAGAGAGCCCUUGAACACUACACUGACCUGUAUGACAUCAAACGAGCCGUGGUGCACACACAUCUGCUCAACCCAGAGUGGUUGGUGAACUUCUUUGGCUCUUUAUCAGUGGAAGACUCACUGGAGUGUUUAAGAGCCAUGUUGUCAGCUAACAUCAGGCAAAACCUGCAGCUAUGUGUCCAGGUAGCAUCAAAGUAUCACGAGCAGCUGGGGACUCAGUCAUUAGUGGAGCUCUUUGAAUCCUUCAAGAGUUAUGAAGGUUUGUUCUACUUCCUCGGGUCCAUUGUGAAUUUCAGCCAAGAGCCAGAUGUCCACUUUAAGUACAUCCAGGCGGCCUGUAAAACGGGUCAAAUCAAAGAGGUGGAGAGGAUCUGUAGAGAAAGCAACUGUUACGACCCCGAGAGAGUUAAAAACUUCCUUAAGGAGGCAAAGCUAACAGACCAGCUUCCUCUCAUCAUUGUAUGUGACCGCUUUGACUUUGUCCACGACCUGGUCCUCUACCUCUACCGCAACAAUCUACAGAAGUACAUCGAAAUCUACGUUCAGAAAGUGAACCCCAGUCGUUUACCUGUGGUGAUAGGAGGUCUGUUGGAUGUAGACUGCUCUGAGGACGUCAUCAAAAACCUCAUCAUGGUGGUCAGAGGGCAGUUUUCUACUGAUGAGCUUGUGGAGGAGGUGGAGAAGAGAAACAGGUUAAAACUUCUCUUGCCCUGGCUCGAGUCCCGUAUCCACGAAGGAUGUGAGGAGCCGGCCACCCACAAUGCCCUGGCUAAGAUCUACAUUGACAGCAACAACACCCCUGAGCGCUUCCUGAAGGAGAACCCGUUCUAUGAUAGUGCUGUGGUGGGGAAAUACUGUGAGAAGAGAGACCCCCACCUGGCCUGCGUGGCGUAUGAGAGAGGACAGUGUGACCUGGAGCUCAUCAAAGUUUGCAAUGAGAACUCGUUAUUCAAGAGUGAGGCUCGAUAUCUGGUGCGACGGAAAGAUCCAGAGCUUUGGGCAAAUGUGCUGGAAGAAAAUAACCCUUUCAAAAGACAACUCAUCGACCAGGUGGUGCAGACUGCUCUGCCAGAGACUCAGGAUCCAGAGGAGGUGUCCGUCUCAGUCAAAGCCUUCAUGACUGCUGACCUACCCAAUGAGCUGAUUGAACUGCUGGAGAAGAUUGUGCUUGAUAACUCAGUCUUCAGCGAGCACAGAAACCUCCAGAACCUGCUCAUUUUGACCGCCAUCAAGGCAGACCGCACGCGUGUGAUGGAGUACAUCAACAGACUAGAUAACUAUGACGCUCCAGACAUCGCUAAUAUCGCCAUCAGCAAUGAGCUUUUUGAAGAAGCUUUCGCCAUAUUCAAAAAGUUUGACGUCAACACUUCAGCCAUACAGGUUUUGAUUGAGCACAUAGGGAACCUGGACCGUGCUUAUGAGUUUGCAGAGCGCUGUAAUGAGCCUGCAGUGUGGAGCCAGUUAGCUAGAGCUCAGCUGCAGAGAGACCUGGUGAAGGAGGCCAUCGACUCGUACAUUAAAGCCGUUGACCCCUCAGCAUACAUGGAGGUGGUCAACGCAGCCAGCAAGAACAAUAACUGGGAGGACUUGGUAAAAUUCCUUCAGAUGGCCCGAAAAAAAGCACGAGAGUCGUACGUCGAGACGGAGCUGAUCUUCGCUUUGGCAAAAACCAACCGUCUGGCUGAGCUGGAGGAGUUUGUCAGUGGGCCCAACAAUGCUCACAUUCAGCAGGUGGGAGAUAGAUGUUAUGAGGAGGGAAUGUAUGACGCUGCAAAGCUCUUGUACAACAAUGUGUCCAACUUUGCGCGUCUUGCUUCGACACUUGUCCACCUGGGAGAGUACCAGGCAGCCGUGGACAGUGCCAGGAAAGCAAACAGCACACGAACAUGGAAGGAGGUGUGUUUUGCAUGUGUGGAUGGGGAGGAGUUCCGGCUGGCACAGAUCUGUGGCCUUCACAUAGUGAUCCACGCUGAUGAGCUGGAGGACCUGAUUAGCUACUAUCAGGACCGUGGGUACUUUGAGGAGCUCAUCGCUCUGCUGGAGGCCGCUCUGGGUCUGGAGCGUGCUCACAUGGGCAUGUUCACUGAGCUCGCCAUCCUCUACUCUAAAUUCAAACCUCAGAAGAUGAGGGAGCACCUGGAGCUCUUCUGGUCCAGAGUCAACAUCCCAAAGGUCCUCCGUGCUGCAGAGCAGUCUCAUCUAUGGGCUGAGCUUGUUUUCCUUUACGAUAAAUACGAGGAGUUCGACAACGCCGUCCUCACAAUGAUAUCUCAUCCUACAGAUGCGUGGAAAGAAGGCCCGUUCAAAGACAUCAUUGCUAAGGUUGCUAAUGUGGAGCUGUACUAUAAAUCUCUUACCUUUUACCUGGAAUUCAAACCUCUGUUACUGAACGACCUGCUGACCAUUCUGUCCCCACGUCUGGACCACAGCCGAGCUGUCAACUUUUUCAGCAAGAUGAACCAACUUCAGUUAGUCAAGCCUUACCUGAGGUCUGUCCAGAGUCACAACAACAAGCCAGUCAACGAAGCUCUCAACAACCUGCUGACAGAGGAGGAAGACUUCCAGGGCCUGAGAGCGUCCAUUGAUGCUUAUGAUAACUUUGACACGAUUGGCCUGGCUCAGAGAUUGGAGAAACAUGAACUGAUUGAGUUCAGACGUAUUGCUGCUUACCUGUACAAAGGUAACAACCGCUGGAGACAGAGUGUGGAGCUCUGUAAGAAGGACAAGCUCUACAAGGAUGCCAUGCUUUACGCAGCAGAGUCUAAGGAUGCAGAGCUGGCAGAGACUCUGCUGCAGUGGUUCCUGGAGGAGGGCAGGAAGGAAUGCUUUGCUGCCUGUUUGUUUGCCUCCUAUGACCUGCUGCAUCCUGAUGUGGUGCUGGAGCUGGCCUGGAGGCACAACAUCAUGGACUUUGCCAUGCCGUACUUCAUCCAGGUCAUGAGAGAGUACCUCUCAAAGGUGGACAAACUAGAGGACGCAGAAAGCCAAAGGAAAACUGAAGAGGAGGUGACGGAGCCUCAGCCGAUGGUGUUUGGCCAGCAGCUGAUGUUGACAUCCUCUGCUGCUCCAGUGGCUCCACAGCCAGCGUACCCAGGUUAUGGAUACCCCCCAGCCCCAGCUGCAGCUGCAGGUUACCCCGCUCAACCUGCAGCACCCCCUGUAGGCUACCCGACCCAGCCUGUUGCUGCUGCAGGCUUCCCUGCUCAGCCUGCCGCGUACGGCUUCAACAUGUAGAGACCUGACCCCAAACCCUCCCACCCUGCUCCCCUGUUUCUCCUAUACACACUCACACACCUCUAACCCGAACCACACUGAACUCUGCUGCUCUUGGUCUCAGUUCACCAGCUGAUGGUGACUGGGCCUUUCCCCCACAAGACUCAACAGCAUUCACCAACACUGCAAUAGAAUCCAUCCAUCUCGACUUUGUCGAACACACACACUUUGGGAUGGCAUCCAGGCUGUUGGACCCUCCCUCCUCUCCUCUCUUUUCCUCUUGGACGUUACAACUGCAUCACCAAUCUACACAGCAUGAAGUCGCCUCUCAGCUCCUAGAGGAAUUUAAAAAAGGAAUAUAACAUUAGUGACACCAAACCACUCUGUCCUGUUCUAGCUGUUCCAUGUAGACUUUAUAAACCAUAGAGCAGCUUUUUUCUUUAAUUUUCCUUCCAUGGGAAUUCAGCACUGAUGAGAAAGAGACUUUGAUACUGAGGAGUCAUGGGGCAUUUUUGUCUGUCUGACUCCUAAAGCACUGCUACGGCCUUAUACACUCUAAAGGAGGAGGCAAAAUAACAGGCUCAUUUGUUCAUGUUACUUUCACAUCUGUCUCACACUGAUUAGAGAGACAGGUACAGUGCAAUAGAUCUGUUUGUCCUCUCACUACAGGUACAAAGUGUUUGCUGAACAAGGACUUUGAACACUUGUUCAAAGUAUGAGGUUACUGUACUGUGUGUGUGUGUGUGUGUGUGUGUGUGUGUGUGUGUGUGUGUGUGUGUGUGUGUGUGUGUGUGUGUGUGUGUGUGUGUGUGUGUGUGCGUGCGCGUGCGCGUGCGUGUGCGUGCGCGUGCGUGUGCGUGUGCGUGUGUGUGUGCCUGUUUGUAGCCUCUAAAGCCUUCGAGGGAUUUGUCACCAAACAAAGAGACACUCAAUGAAAUGUCCACUCCAUUGCAGCUGCAAAACUUAUCAGACUCUGAUAUGAGACUUCAGGAUGUUUGUGACAAAAGGAAGAAAGGAGUUGGAAUAAUGAAAAAAAAAAUGCUAUAUGCUGUAGUCUGUGCAUGUGCUGCCAAACUAUAAAGCUGCAACCAGGAGCACAAUUUCCAUGUUACACUCAAGUAUAUCAAGUAUUACUAAUGUUGUGUCAAAAACAAAGUGAUGUUUGAUGAAAGUCUCUCACCCGACUAACAGAAAACUCCAACUGACUUGGGGGGAUCGAAAAGGCCGGGGAACAUUAGCUCUCAUCCUGGUGGUUAAAAAAAAAAACCUUAUUGUACCGAAACCUGUAUAAUUUAAAAUAUAUUGAAAUACCUAACUAAUCAAAGAAGUCAAAUAUUAUGGAAUACCGUAUGUAUUGUCUAUAGUGUGUUGUUGUAGUCUAAAAAAAAGCAUAAUGAUUUUUGUAAGAAAACGGACAAAAUGCAAAAACAGCAGGUGAAUAAACGGCCAAGUCUUGAGGCAAAGUUGCUGGAAGUGCUGAUGGUUUAGUCGACUGUUUACUUCCUGUGCUGACCGACAGUCUUUGUACGAUACUCUGAAUUCUGUCCCGACUCUGGAAGCGGAAAGCAAAAGCCUGAGCUGCACACAAAGAACUCCCUUUAUCUGCACAAGUCAUGCAUACAGAAAGAGGAAUAAAGUUUACACACAGUG